AUGUCGUCCUCGGCUGCUUCGUCUUUUGCCGCGCUCAAGGCGCAGAGGGAUGCGCGAUGCAAUCCUCUCUUGGCACCACCCUCGGCCAGCUCCGACGACACCGCCGACCCCAUUCUCGACGCCACGUCUUCCGGUGCUGCUGCUGCUGCCGCCGCCGCGCCGAUUGGAUUCGGUCGGCCAUCACAGUCGCAAUCGCAACCCAUGCCCAUGCGAUCGGCGGCACAGCCCACGCCCCUGGGUGGCGCCAACGAUCCCAGAGCACCACGUCCCCAUGUCCCACGCAACAAGCCCGAACCAGGCGCAGCGGGAAGCCGUGUGAGGCUGCCCGAUAUCCAGGACCUCGAGCUGCGAUUCGACGCCAUCUCCAGCGAGCGUGCUCUCUUCUAUGCUCCUUUGCCCAAGAACGGCCCUUCGCCCGCCGACUUCCGCACCUCGAGCGCUGCCUCCGCCUUCUCCCCCGCUGGUGGCACGCCACGCUCGCUUUCGGGCUCCUACUCCUACUCCUACUCCCAGCUCCUCUCUAGCUCCUUCUCGGCGCCCGGCGGAUGGGCAGCGGCAGGCAUCUCGGCCUGCCGUCCCGGCGACGUGCUCCUCCGCUUGCGGCCCGAAGUCGCCGUGCUCUCCACCGCACUGCUCGAGCAGCGUUGCUCCGCCUGCUACUCGCCGCCCUCCCCCGCAGAUGCAUCCAAUGCCACCGCUGGUGCCAACAAGCUCCAACGCUGUUCCGGCUGCAAGGUGCUGCGCUACUGCUCGGCCGCGUGUCAGCGCCGCGACUGGCCCAGCCACCGCGACGAGUGCAAGGCGCUCAAAGCGAUUCAGCAGCUCCACACCUACCGCUCGGCUUUGCGCCAGCAGCGACGCCUCGACCAGCGUCUCGCCGAUCGCUUCGCAAAGAGCCACGGCGGAAGCGCUCCUUUUGCCAUCGGCUCGUUUCAGGACAACGACGAGGUCAUGGCCGCUGCCACAGCCACGGGCGAGCCACACGGCGCCGACAGCGACGCAGACUCGGCCGACGCAGACGCAGACGCCAAGCGUGGCGAUACCAGCCCCGUGGACCGUCUGCGUCUGCCGAGCUCGAUGAUGCGUGCGCUCGCUCGAUGGAUCUGGGCACGCAGUCGCAUCGGCACAGGCGGCAAGGACAAGGCGAGCGGCGACGCGGGCGAUCUGCUCGAGCUGUGCUCGCACCGCGAACGAUACGCACCCGAGGAGCUGCAGCAGCAGGCGCAGCUCGCGCUCCACCUCGCACAGUACCUCACCGCCCACGCGCGCGCCGCCGCUACGUUUGGACCCGUUUCGCGCGGCGAGGCGAAUCUGGACGAGAUGAUGCAACCCGAGGCCGAGUUCUCGCAGGGCGAUGCGCUGCGUGCGCUUGGCAUCGAAUCGGCCACCGAGCUGCUCGACCUCGUAUGCCAGUUCUCGUCCAACUCGUUUACGCUCACCGACAGCGACCUGAAUCCGCUCGGCGUGUGCAUGCACGCGAGCAUGGCCAUGCUCAACCACUCGUGUACACCCAACGCCGCCGUCGUGUUUCCGUUUGGCGGCGCGGCCAGGUCGGGCCAGCAGAAUUGGAGCGAUGGCGAAGAUGCCAAGGUGAUGCAGCUCGUGGCGCUGCGUGCGAUCGAGCCGGGCGAGGAGCUGCUCAUCUCGUACGUCGAUGUGGCCGAUGCGUACGAACAGCGUCGCAGCGCACUCCAGAAGCGAUACUGCUUCGAGUGCCGCUGCGAGCUGUGUCGCAAGAGCCAGGCCAGGCGAGCGCCAGCGCAGCCAUUUGCACCGUCGAGCCACUGGGUCGAUCCGCGCACCGCCGUGGGAUGUGCGCAUCGAUGUGGCGGCUGGAUCGACGGUGCGCUGCUGGAGUCGGCCGAGCCACACGCGGCCAAGUGCAACAAGUGCGGGUCGCCCGCCGGCGUCUCUGCAUCGGAUGUGGCACAGGAUCGGGAGCACACUCGAGAUGCGCUCACCAGGGCGUCGCGGCUGCUGGAGCGGAACGAGGCCGAGGCGGCGUGGAACGAGUGCGCGACGGUGUUGCCGAUGCUGGUGGAGCGGUAUCCGCCGUCGUGGCAGCCGCUGUUCCAGCUGCUGCGACUGUCGACCACGUGUCUGAUCGAGGCGGGCUCCAAUGCGCUCUCGCAGCAUCACGUCGAGGGGCCCAACGAGUCGGCGGCCAUGUACUGCUUUGACGAGGCGGUGCGCAUGCAAAUGCUCUUUGUGGCCGGCACGCAGGCGUCCAACACGCCCAUGUAUGCCAAGGGCCAUCCCGCACGUGCUAUCGCCAUUGCAACGCUCGCCAAGCUCGCGCUUGCGCAGCUCGACCAUGUUGCACGUCCGCCAUCCGGAUCGGCGCAGCCUGUGUUGCCAGAUCAUGUGGCUCCCAACGCGACAGUGUGCCGUGCUGCUGUGGACGGAACGAAUGCAAGGGGUGGACAGACACUGUCGAUCCUCAGGGAUCCACCGAGCGUGCCGGACGAGAUGCGCGUGGAUCUGGCCAAGCAGUUGCUGGUUCAGGCGGUCGAGGAGCUCGACAUUGGCUUUGGCAGGUCCAACCAGGGCGGCCGCACGGGUCACGAGAUGCGCGCAGCCCUCAACGAGAUGCAGCAGGAGCUCCAACUGCUCGCCCAGACCAGCGCCAUGUCCGUGUCCUAA
Moesziomyces antarcticus is the source of this 2643-nucleotide messenger RNA. Its product is annotated as N-lysine methyltransferase smyd2-like. The transcript has a single exon. Gene Ontology annotation, molecular function: protein binding. The record is from RefSeq and is a predicted model, not a curated record. Bases 1 to 2643 code for a protein of 880 amino acids. Lineage: Eukaryota; Fungi; Basidiomycota; Ustilaginomycetes; Ustilaginales; Ustilaginaceae.